AGUAUUAUAAAGUGAGUUGUUAAAAGGUAGAUGUCAUGAAGAAAAGAGUUGGGGAAAGUCUGUGUGUGUCAGAGUUAGCCUUACCAUUGAUAGAAUAAAAAUAAUGAGAGAAAUUGUGGAAACGUGUGACAUAACGAAUGUCUUUCCUCUUGUAGCUGGAACAGUCAGAUGAUUUCAGUUCGUGAAGCCAAAGCCAUUCCGAGGCCUGACGGCAUUGAGUGGAGAAACAAGUACAUCUGUGUGGAAGAACCUUUUGAUGGAACAAAUACAGCAAGAGCUGUGCAUGAAAAGCAGAAGUUUGACAUGAUCAAGGAUCAAUUCUUAAAGUCAUGGCACAGAUUGAAAAACAAGAGAGACUUGAACAGCAUCCUCCCCCUGAGACACACUGUCCUGAAGAGAUGACCGGCCUUUUGUUGCUGUCACCACGGGCAGUGAAGAGCCGGGGUCCUUCCCGCGCCUCGUGGGCCUCCAUGGCUCCUUUGUGCUUGUGCUUUUCAUUCUCAUGUUUUAUUUUUUAAAGGACAUACUUAAAUAAAGAUUGCAUAUUUUAUUAUGACAUUUCCUAAUAAAGCCCUUUGAUUUAAAAUCUAUUUUUGAAAAUGUUUACAUUGAUGCUGAUUAAUAUUAUGGCAUGGAUAUUCAGAAGACCAGAUAAAAUAUAUUUUGGGAAAUGACCUGAACAGAUUACAAUUUUUGAUGUAACUUCAGUUUGUUGUAUCACAUGCUAGUACUGACAGGAAGUGUGGACCUUUGGAGAAGGUUCAGUUGGUAAGUGCUAAAGUAUAACAACCUCCAGGAAGUAGCUUGUCUGAAUCUGUUCUGGUAAAGUAAGGACUUGGUCUGUGAACUCAGUUACUUAAAGCAGAAUGGAAUCUUUUCUUCAAAGAUCAUGAAAUCCUGGGCUUGACUUGCUAGCAUGGGCUGAGGCUUCGGGCGUCCCGUAUCGUUUUGUUAGUACUUCACACGCGCCGGAUGUGCCCGCUCGCAAGGUGGCUUUCAGUUCAGUGCUGAGACAGCGGGUGCUGCAGCUCUGUGAGCACUCACGCCUGCGGCAGCCAGAGCAGCAGCUCCAGAUAGACGUUUGACAAGAUGAGUUCUCCCGUGCUUUGGGGCAGUGCAGUGUGCACUUCCGCUCCACUUCCCAUUGUCCUCCUCCUGGUUCCCUUUUCCCUGCGACAUGAACAACAAAAUAAAGAUCAAAGUGAAGGUUAUAUCCUAUUUGUAGUCUCAGAUUUUGUUUUCUGUGUACAAUUAUAGGAUUGUAAUCUAAACUGGAAUUUUUAGGCAGUAAGCCACUACAAAAUGUUUAGAUGAAACAUAACAAAAUUGUUAUCAAUUGAGAACUUAAUGUUUGUUAUAAAAUACCUUUUUUAGUAUUACUUUUCCAUAAGAAGGAAGUAGUGGUGACUGUUAAAAAAAAAAAAAGCUACAGUGUUUAUUAAGGUGGUUUUUGAUUUGUGUAAAUAUCUGUAAAUUUAAAUGUAAAAAGUAAUCUUGAAGCCAGUUUUAACUUUUUUCAAAAGGACUGUGUACAACUUUUAGACCUACUGUAGCACACUUUGUACCUCUAAUGUAUUUUUUGAAGACCAAAUGCUAAAAUUUUGCUUUUCUCUUGACUUGUAAAAGGUGCAUAUUUUCAUUUUCUUUUAAGUUUAAAUUUUUGUAUGAUAAGUGGAAUAAAGUUUAUAUAUGGAAA
Ochotona curzoniae (black-lipped pika) is the source of this 1696-nucleotide messenger RNA. Its product is annotated as poly(A) RNA polymerase GLD2-like. Bases 169 to 402 code for a protein of 77 amino acids. The record is from RefSeq and is a predicted model, not a curated record. The transcript is spliced from 3 exons. Lineage: Eukaryota; Metazoa; Chordata; Mammalia; Lagomorpha; Ochotonidae.